This is a messenger RNA of Ilyonectria robusta, 918 nucleotides long. RefSeq lists its product as uncharacterized. The record is from RefSeq and is a predicted model, not a curated record. The coding region runs from base 1 to 918 and encodes 305 amino acids. Gene Ontology annotation, molecular function: oxidoreductase activity. Lineage: Eukaryota; Fungi; Ascomycota; Sordariomycetes; Hypocreales; Nectriaceae. The transcript has a single exon.
AUGGCCUCCCCCUUCAAGAACAUUCUCAUCGUAGGAGCUACUGGUUCUAUCGGUUCUGUCGUCAUACAAGCGCUGCUCGCUGAACCCUCAUUCACUGUCACCGCUCUGCAGCGUUCGUCUUCCAAGCACAAGCUUUCGCCAAAAAUCAACAUCAUCACCAUUAAUGACUCCUACCCCCUUGAAGCGCUCGUCUCUGCAUUUAGCGGCCAGGAUGCCAUCAUCAACUGCGUGACAUCACUUGCAGUUGGUGAUCAGCUCCGCUUUAUCGACGGGGCUGUAGCUGCUAAAGUGAAGCGAUAUGUCGCUUCAGAGUAUGGCCUCAACAAUAACAAGCCUGAAGCACGAGCACUCAACCCCGUUUUCCGAGAGAAGGGCGAGAUUCAAGACUAUCUUCGCUCCAAAGAGUCACUUGGGUUGGAAUGGAUGAGUAUCGCUUGCGGAAUGUGGCUUCGCUGGAGUGCACUACACGAUUUCUUGGGAAUGCACAUCAAGGAGAAGAGAUUUGUCUUUUGGGAUGACGGCGAGGGAUGGUUUAGUGCAACGACUGAAGAGAAUACGGCUCUCGCUCUCGUCAAUGCUUUGACCAAGAAAUGGGAAGAAACGAAAAACGGAAUUGUGUGGUUGAGCGAUUUUGCAAUUACGCAGAAGAUGCUUCUUGCGGCCAUUGAGCGCAUUGGUAACGAGAAAUUCACAACCGAAACUGUCAACACUUUGGAUUUUAUCAAGCAGAAGCAGUCAGCGGUAGCCUCUGGAGACCACUUUGCGAUUUACGACUUGAUCGAGACUGGAUUUGUGACUGGGAAGUUCGGUGGUCAUCUGGAGAAGGAGGGCGAGAUUAUGAAUGACCUAUUAGGCCUACCGAAGAAGUCGAUCGAUGAAGUGGUCAAGGUAGCUCUUGAUGCCGUGAAGGGGUUGUAA